Messenger RNA from Photinus pyralis (common eastern firefly), 697 nucleotides. RefSeq names its product TOM1-like protein 2. NCBI's taxonomy places the organism in Eukaryota, Metazoa, Arthropoda, Insecta, Coleoptera, Lampyridae. The record is from RefSeq and is a predicted model, not a curated record. Gene Ontology annotation, biological process: signal transduction. The transcript has a single exon. Bases 39 to 611 code for a protein of 190 amino acids. Gene Ontology annotation, molecular function: ubiquitin binding; phosphatidylinositol binding; clathrin binding. Gene Ontology annotation, cellular component: membrane; endosome.
UUCAUUACCAGAGUUCAUCUCCCUUAUAACGUUGUGAGAUGCAUCAACAUAAGUUAUUUCCUUUGCAGAGUGUGGAGGCGACCACAUUACCACCGGUAGAACCCGAGCAGCCCUACUCCACAGCGCCACUAGUAUCCAGUCCCACGCAUGGAGCGUUAUCACCCGAACAACGUUCUAAACUACAGUCGGAAUUGGACGUUGUCCAAUCGAACAUGGUUGUUUUCGGAGAGAUGUUAAACGAGAUGCAGCCUGGUAACGAGCAUCCAGACGAAUUAGAGUUGUUGCAGGAGUUAAACUCCACAUGUCACGGAAUGCAGCAGCGUCUCGUCGAGUUGAUAAGCAAGUUGUCCAACGACGAACUGACCGCGGACCUGUUGCGGAUUAACGACGAUCUGAAUAAUCUGUUCUUGAGGUACAGUAGAUGGGAGAAAAAUCGCGAGGCGGGCGGUCAGUCGGCUUCGGCCGUGUUGGCUAAGGCGAUUGGACCGGGCCCGAAACCGAUUCCGUCACAGGCAGAUGACAGUCUUAUUGAUCUGGGGCCGCCGGAUUUGUCCGAUCAUUUUGGUAACUUAAGUAAGUUCCGUUAUAGCAAUUUAAUUUUAAAUCGAUAAGGGUUUACCACAUAAACAGUUGAUAAGGAAACGCCAGAUACUGAAAAAUCUAAAGGUCAUGCUGAUUAAAGCGUUUCAAUUUUGUA